UUCUUCGUCAGCCUCCCUUCCACCGCCAUAUUGGGCAACUAAAAAAGGCGGGGGGGGCUCCUGCUUUCGGGGUGUUUUUCUCCCCUUCAUCCCUUGUCCCUACUCACUCGCGGCUCCGGGACUCGCGCGGCGGCAAGGUUUGGAGAGGGGCUGCGUUCGCGCGACCCACGGGCUCGCCCCAGCCUGCACUCCGACUGUUCGCCACCUCCUCUUGCCUCCUCCCCUCCCUUCCCCGCCCUCCAGUACACUUGAUCACUGAGCCUCGAGCUGCGCGGCCGGGGCGUCCCUGCGCUCUCUCCCCCAGACCUGCGCACUCCUGCGGCUCGAGCGGUCGCUCGCCCGACUCUGCUCCACUUGACUCCCCGGCUGCAGUCGCAGAACUUCAAAGAGGGGUUCGCGCUGCGACCGGGGCGUUUCGCUUUUGUUCGGUUUUGUUGUUUAUUUCGUUUUAUUAUAUUAUAUUUUUUUUUUUCCGGAGAGCGCGAGCCGAGGCGGUGGUCCACACCCGCCCGGGGAGGAAGAUGUCAAACGUACGAGUAUCUAACGGGAGCCCGAGCUUGGAGAGGAUGGACGCUAGACAAGCGGAGCACCCCAAGCCCUCCGCCUGCAGAAACCUCUUCGGCCCGGUCAAUCACGAAGAGCUAACCCGGGACUUGGAGAAGCACUGCCGAGAUAUGGAAGAAGCGAGUCAGCGCAAGUGGAAUUUCGACUUUCAGAAUCACAAGCCCCUGGAGGGCAGAUACGAGUGGCAGGAGGUGGAGAAGGGCAGCUUGCCGGAGUUCUACUACAGACCCCCGCGCCCCCCCAAGGGCGCCUGCAAGGUGCCGGCGCAGGAGAGCCAGGAUAUCAACGGGAGCCGCCAGGCGGUGCCUCUAAUUGGGUCUCAGGCAAACUCUGAGGACCGGCAUUUGGCGGACCAAAUGCCUAACCCGUCAGACAGUCCAGCGGGGUUAGCGGAGCAGUGCCCAGGGAUGAGGAAGCGACCUGCCGCAGACGAUUCUUCUUCGCAAAACAAAAGGACCAACAGAACAGAAGAAAAUGUUUCAGACGGUUCCCUGAACGCCGGCUCUGUGGAGCAGACGCCCAAGAAGCCCGGCCUCCGAAGACACCAGACGUAAACCUCUCCGAAUUAAGAAUAUUCCUUGUUUAUUAGAUACAUCACUGCUUUAUGAAGCAAGGAAGAUAUAUAUGAAACAAUUUAAAUACAUAUCGCUGACUCCAUGGAAUGGACAUCCUGUAUAAGCACUGAGAAAGCAACAACAUAAUAACACUAAACAUGUUAGGCACUCUUAAACCAUCUGCCUCUAAAAGCAUUGGAUGUAGCAUUGCGCAAUUAGGUUUUUCCUUAUUUGCUUCAUUGUACUACCUGUGUAUAUAGUUUUUAUCUUUUACUAUGUAGCACAUAAACAUUAGGGA
This is a messenger RNA of Peromyscus eremicus (cactus mouse), 1416 nucleotides long. It is a transcript of the gene Cdkn1b, whose product is annotated as cyclin dependent kinase inhibitor 1B. The record is from RefSeq and is a predicted model, not a curated record. NCBI's taxonomy places the organism in Eukaryota, Metazoa, Chordata, Mammalia, Rodentia, Cricetidae. Gene Ontology annotation, biological process: regulation of cell cycle; negative regulation of cell population proliferation; G1/S transition of mitotic cell cycle. Gene Ontology annotation, cellular component: cytoplasm; nucleus. Bases 522 to 1118 code for a protein of 198 amino acids. Gene Ontology annotation, molecular function: protein-folding chaperone binding; cyclin-dependent protein serine/threonine kinase inhibitor activity. The transcript has 3 exons.